AUGCUGCGGCUGCGGACGCGCUGCCCGCCGCGAGCGCUGCUGCGCACGACGACGGCGCGGCGCCAUGCGUCGUACAUUCUGGGCAUCGAGACGAGCUGCGAUGACACGGCGGCUGCGGUGCUGGACGGCGACGGCUGCGUGCUGAGCAGCGUCAUCUCGUCGCAGUGGGAGCUCAACGCCAAGUGGAAAGGCAUCGUGCCGGCGCUGGCGGCUCGAGCGCACGCGGACAACCUGCCGCAUGUCAUCAGCGCGGCCAUUGAGCAGAGUGGACUGGAGAGCGUGCAGCAGUUGUCGGCGGUGGCGGUGACGUCUGGUCCGGGUUUGGCGCCGUGUCUGGACGUGGGGCUGCGGACGGCGCGACAGAUUUGUCUGGACAACCCGGACAUCGCGUUCUUGCAGAUCAACCAUCUUGAGGCUCACGUUUUGGUGUCGCGACUGCCGCAACUGGAGACAACACGGCCGGAGUUCCCGUUCGUCGUUCUGCUCGUGUCCGGAGGCCACUGCUGCCUUGUCCUCGCCAAGGGUCUCGGUGAUUACGAAAUUUUGGGCAACACUCUUGAUGACUCCAUUGGCGAAGCCUACGACAAGGUUGCGAGAAUGCUGGACAUCACUGCUACAGGCGGGAAGGGCGUGCAUGGCGGCAAACUGAUCGAGGACAUGGCUGCUCGCGGCAACGACCGGGCCUUCCCGUUUACUGAGCCCAUGAAGCAUCGAAAGGACUGUGACUUCUCUUACUCCGGAAUCAAGACGGCGAUGCUUCGGGAAGUCAAGAAGCUCGGCGAACUAGAUGAGAAGACGAAGGAGGACUUGUGCGCUUCGUUCCAGCGUAAGGCAGUAGACCAGCUUAUCACCCGAACGCGGCGAGCUUGUCAAUGGGGCAAGGACCGCAUGGGAGACCGCGUUUCAAGCCUUGUUGUGUGUGGAGGUGUGGCAUCGAACCAGUAUCUUCGUGGCCGCAUGCAGGCGGCUGCAGAGGAGGAAGGUCUUGAAGCUGUGUUCCCACCAGCGAAAUACUGCACUGAUAACGGAGUCAUGAUUGCGUGGGCGGGGCUUGAGCGAUACAAUAAGGGAAUGCGCAGCGAUCCGGAGCCUGCGCGCUAUCAGCCACGAUGGCCCCUGGAAACACUGCAACCACUGUAG
Phytophthora sojae is the source of this 1140-nucleotide messenger RNA. RefSeq lists its product as hypothetical. Lineage: Eukaryota; Oomycota; Peronosporomycetes; Peronosporales; Peronosporaceae. Gene Ontology annotation, cellular component: mitochondrion. The transcript has 10 exons. Gene Ontology annotation, biological process: tRNA threonylcarbamoyladenosine modification. The coding region runs from base 1 to 1140 and encodes 379 amino acids. The record is from RefSeq and is a predicted model, not a curated record.